Ornithodoros turicata is the source of this 1203-nucleotide messenger RNA. RefSeq names its product cyclin-dependent kinase 2-like. Gene Ontology annotation, cellular component: nucleus; cyclin-dependent protein kinase holoenzyme complex; cytoplasm. NCBI's taxonomy places the organism in Eukaryota, Metazoa, Arthropoda, Arachnida, Ixodida, Argasidae. Gene Ontology annotation, molecular function: ATP binding; cyclin-dependent protein serine/threonine kinase activity; cyclin binding. The transcript has a single exon. The coding region runs from base 15 to 986 and encodes 323 amino acids. Gene Ontology annotation, biological process: protein phosphorylation; regulation of gene expression; regulation of G2/M transition of mitotic cell cycle. The record is from RefSeq and is a predicted model, not a curated record.
UAAGCCUGGCAACCAUGGCAAAAGUUUCGCGCGAAACUCCGCACCGCCGGCUUUGUGAUUCUGUCGUAUUCAUGGAAAACGUGCUAAACGAGAAAUUUCAGAAAAUAGAGAAAAUUGGCGAAGGAACUUAUGGCGUGGUAUACAAGGCCAAGGACAAGACGACCGGAAAAUACAUCGCACUGAAGAAGAUCCGACUGGAAACCGAGUCAGAAGGAGUGCCGAGCACAGCAUUACGUGAGAUAGCCCUGCUGAAGGAACUCGAUCACCCUAAUGUUGUCCGAUUACUGGACGUCGUUCCGUGCGACAGGAAGCUGUUUCUCGUUUUUGAAUACAUGAAUGAGGACCUGAAAAAGCACAUGGACAAAGCAGUUCAAAGUAAGACAGUUCUUGGCGUAAAACUUGUCAAAAGCUACCUGUGGCAGUUGCUCCAGGGUGUUGCAUAUUGCCAUUCACACCGAAUUCUGCACCGUGAUCUCAAGCCACAGAACCUACUAAUCGACCAUGACGGCGGCAUCAAGCUGGCGGAUUUUGGGCUCGCUCGGGCAUUUGGUGUACCUCUUAGGACGUAUACACACGAAGUUGUAACUCUGUGGUAUCGAGCGCCAGAGAUACUGCUCGGUGCCCGAUUUUACUCGACCUCGGUCGACGUCUGGAGCCUCGGUUGCAUUUUUGCCGAGAUGCUCACGUUGAAAGCGCUUUUUCCCGGCGAUUCGGAGAUAGAUCAGCUCUUCCGAAUCUUCCGUACGAUAGGGACUCCCGACGAGACGACGUGGCCCGGGGUGACCAAACUUCCCGAUUACAAGCCCACUUUUCCACGAUGGGAAUCCCAGAAUUUGGUGAAACUAGUAACCGGACUGGAUUCCGACGGCGAAGAUCUCAUUUUAAAACUGCUCACUGCUGAUCCCGACGUUAGGAUUCCAGCCACGAAAGCACUCGGUCAUCGUUACUUCAGAGACGUUACUAUUCAGAGACCGCGCAACUCAUAACCGCAUACCUGCGUACACGAUGAAAUGAUAUUCACACUGCCAAUGCAUGAGAUAUGCAUACUUUGCUACAUCAGCUAAACGUUCAGCGAAAGAAUGUGAACUGACGACUGGUAUAUCCUGGGAGGGACCGAAGGUGUCCAUGCUCUUCACUUGGUGUUGAUAGGCACCCCGGUUCAAUGUUUUAUCGUUUCAAAUAAUAAACUCCACAUUUUCUGGC